This is a messenger RNA of Zymoseptoria tritici IPO323, 2070 nucleotides long. RefSeq lists its product as uncharacterized. The transcript is spliced from 2 exons. The record is from RefSeq and is a predicted model, not a curated record. Bases 1 to 2070 code for a protein of 689 amino acids. Lineage: Eukaryota; Fungi; Ascomycota; Dothideomycetes; Mycosphaerellales; Mycosphaerellaceae. Gene Ontology annotation, molecular function: zinc ion binding; DNA binding; DNA-binding transcription factor activity, RNA polymerase II-specific. Gene Ontology annotation, biological process: regulation of DNA-templated transcription; DNA-templated transcription.
AUGGAUGAAGAGAUGCAGUCGGGACAACCCGAGUCGCAAGGCUCAGAGCAGCCAGACAAUAGCAGUGGAAAACAGCCCACUGCAACCAAACAGCUGAGACGCGCCUGCGAUUGUUGUCGCAAGCGCAAAGUCAGAUGCGACGGUCAGGACCCAUGCGGGCCAUGCAAGAAGGCCUCGAUCCGCUGUGCAUAUCUCACGCCACCGAAGAAGAAAGGCCCAAAAGGGUUGAGAAGUGCUAGAGUGCUGCAUGCGUUACGCAGGAUAGACGACGAUGCUACUUCGGCUCCGACGAGUCCACACAGCCCCAACAUGCCCUUUGGCAAUUGGGGUUGGAACAGCAAUGGAACAUCCAAUGCUGGACCAGCAUCCUAUGGAGGUCCUCCACCAACGGGUCUUCCAGGUCCGCACGAGCUGCUGUACGGACAACAACCUGGCGUAGCGCCUGACCAGCCAUACUACCAGCAGCCGUCGAACCCGCCCACGUCCCGACCGCCAUAUCCGCCGCCCUACCGACAAGAGACAGCAUAUCAGCAAGGCUGGACGCCGAAGCAGCCGGAAUCGGUGUCUACUGCGAGUGAGAGUAUACAGCGUGUCUUUUCGCCUUCAUCGUCCGAGCACCACACCCAGCGAGCAUUGUCACCAGACAACUUCCUACCAUAUGUGAGGCUCUUCUUCCAAAACAUGUACAGCAUCAUGCCGGUCAUCGACCGAAACGUCUACCUUGACCCGGUAAUCUACACGAACCGACCAAUGAGCUCAGAGCUUUAUGCAUUCAUGUGUGCAUUGUGCGCCGCGACGAUCGUUCAACUCGACGACUCGAUUCCGCAACCACCUCCUUUGCAUCCUGGAAAGCCCUCUGAUUCUCUGUUUGCCGAGGAAUGUUUGAGAGAGAGGAAGACGUUCGACUACGUCGACAAUAUGUCACCAAUGAGCAUAAUGACCUCGUUUUUUCUAUUCGCAUAUUACGGCAAUUACGAGAAGCAUACAAAGGCGUGGCACUAUCUGCAAGAAAGCAUCACAUUCAGUGAGAAUCUGGAGAUGGACGAUGAAGACAGCUACGCGAAACUCGAUCCGACCGAGGCUCAGUGGCGGCGACGGCUAUACUGGCUGCUGUUCAUCACCGAGAGAGCGUAUGCUGUUCAGCGGCGGAAACAUACCAGACUACAUGCGUCCGUGACAUUACCGGCAGUGUUCGAGAGUGAGGAUCCUCGACUGUUGAAUGGAUUUGUCAACCUGGCGAAUCUGUUCAGCGCGGUGGAUGACUCCUUUGUCAGUGCCUGGCGAGGAACGAGGAGAGCCAGCUUAUGUGAUGAGACAUGGCUCGCGCAGACACAGAAGCAGCUGGACGCUACUGCGGACGCCAGCGGACUCGCAGAUUUGACGGAAACGCAACGACUGGACAUUGGAGUCACAAGGGAAUGGCUUCACGUGUUGGCGUGGCAGAUGGGAGUGAGCAAUGGGUUGAUUUGGGGCCAAGGUUUAGGGGGAAUGCGGCUGGACUAUCCCGUGGAGCUUGCGAGAAAAGUGGUCGAGAUCACAGCGAACGCUUCUCCGCUCGCGCUGGACAGUCAUGGCAUCGGAAUGGAACAAAAACUCUCUGACAUCGCCGGCUGCCUCGCCGACGUUCUCAAGUGCACAGCAGGCGACCCCUCGACCACCUUCCUCGAAGGCAAACAACACCUCCAGACCCUCCUCCACCGCCUGUCCAGCAUGCGAGGCAAAGAAUCUCGUUACCUCGCCCCAUUACUCGCAAAACUAGACGGCGUACUCGGCUAUGGCCUGAACAGUGUGCCGCUUCCUCUUCCCCGCUCGGAAGACGAACAACGAUUACAACCCGCGCCGGCGUUCAAGUUCGACUCACCGCAGGAAGCUGGCGAGAUGAUGGCUAGUCCGAGGUGGAGCAUGUCGGAGAGUGUCAGUAUGUUGAGGACUUUGUCGAUGAGUGGCGGGUUGGGUAUGCCGGGCAUUGCAGCGGCGCAAGUCGAUUACUAUCAGAGACGGCCGAGUGGUAGGGUGUUGGUGGAUGAGGAUAUGGAGGCGCUUCAGCCUUGGUUGAGUAGUGCUGGGUAG